CUCCUUAAAUGAGUUUAAACGAGCAGCAGUGAAGAAAAGCAGGAAGGAAGGCGACGGCGUCUGAUAAAGCGGCUCCGUGUUCGCGCAGUUCCGCAGAAAUGAAGGACACUUUAGCGCCAGUACUGAGGCUGAGCGCUCACCCGGACUCGCGCUGCUGGUACGUAGCGUGGAGCCCGAAGGGUUCACUGCUGGCGUCCUGCGGAGGAGACCGAGCUGUCAGGAUCUGGGGGAAAGAAGGAGAUAAUUGGGAAUGUAAGUGUGUGCUGUCAGAUGGACACCAGCGGACUGUCCGAAAGGUUGCCUGGUCGCCCUGUGGUAAUUAUCUUGCAUCGGCCAGCUUUGAUGCCACAACAUGCAUCUGGAAGAAGAAGAACGAUGAUUUUGAGUGCCUUACAGUGUUGGAGGGACAUGAGAAUGAAGUGAAGUGUGUAGCCUGGGCGCCAUCUGGUAAUUUACUGGCCACCUGCAGCAGAGACAAGAGUGUCUGGAUAUGGGAAGUUGAUGAGGAGGAUGAGUAUGAGUGUGUGAGUGUGGUAAAUUCACACACUCAGGAUGUGAAACAUGUAGUUUGGCACCCCACACAAGAGCUCUUGGCUUCAGCCAGUUAUGACAACAAGGUGUGCAUUUAUAAAGAAGAGGAUGAUGACUGGGAGUGCCGGGCAACUUUAGAGGGACACACGUCCACUGUCUGGAGUCUUUCCUUUGACCCAGAGGGCCAGAGAUUGGCCUCCUGUAGUGAUGACCGCACUGUAAAAAUAUGGAAGGAGUGCACCCCAGGGGAUGGUGAUGGUUCUACUGACGGUGCAUGGAAAUGUGUGUGUACCCUGUCUGGGUUUCACAGCCGUACGGUGUAUGAUGUUGCAUGGGAUCGUCUGACUGGAGCCCUGGCGACCGCAUGUGGAGAUGACGGCGUUCGAAUUUUUAAAGAAGACACAACUGCCGAUCCUGAGCAGCCUGUCUUUUACCUGUCAGCUCACAUGCCCAAGGCUCAUAGCCAGGACGUUAACUGUGUGGCCUGGCAUCCUCAGGAAGCGGGUCUGCUGGCCACCUGCAGUGACAACGGAGAAAUUGCCAUCUGGAACUACCAUUCAGAUGCUUAACCUGACGAGGGAACAUUCUGUGCGCUGGACUCGGAAAGCACUGAAUUUUACCAUUACAGUCAUCGUGCGGAAAGGGUCAAAAGUCGAGGGUCAAGAGUCUUGCUACCUGCUGUAUAUUUCUAUUCAAACGUAAAAAAUAGUCUGUUCAUUUUAGUCUUGUUCUACAGGCAAACCAGUACUGACCAUUUUUCCUUUCAUUGCAUUUCAUUUUCCACUGUUCUUUCAAAUGCCGAGCAUUCUGCCACUCCUUUAGGGUAGAGUACCUGUAAACGACUGGCAGGCUGCUUUACAUUUGUAGAAAUUCUUUUUCAUGUAUUUACAGGAAAAAUACUCCUAACAAUGAAUGAAGAUCAAAGCUUUAUUCAUUAAACCUAAAAUUUAAGAAUUAUAAUUCUGUUUUUCUUCAAAUAAAUAAACAACUUUGAAGACAACCCAACAUGUCGUCUUACUUUUAACCUCUUUUUGGGUGAACAGUUCACUGAAAUUUCUCAAUUUUCAUUUUUUAAAUGAAAAUAUUGAAACAUGAUAUAAGACAACUUGAUAGUGUGUUUUCAGACACCUCACUUUAAACACCAUUUCUCUGUUAAUGUGUUGCUUGUUCUGUCAAUUCAGAAAUAUUGCUGUUACAAUCUAUACCCACGUUUUCUAAGCUGCUUCUCCCUCAGGGUGGCGAGGGGGUGCUGGAGCCUAUCCCAGCGGUCAUUGGGCGGAAAGCAGGAUACACCCUGGACAGAUGAUACAAACUCUUAAGUGUUGUAAAAUGUUUUCAAAGCAACUUCUAAAGGGACUGUUUUUUUUUUUUUCUAAUCAUUGCUGCAAAAAUGUACUUUCAUUUCUGUAACCAAAAUAGCAUGUAUUUAUUUGCAGUGGUGAGGAUGACUGUUUAGGUUUCAUUGUGGUAAAGGUAAUCAAUAGCUAUAUAACGUAUGAUGUAAUGCCGAUGUUAAACUGGGUUCACACUCUUGAGUGACGCACCUGAAUUUGGAGAGGUGAAUGCUAUGGUGUGCUAUGCAAAAGUCCACAAUUAAUUUACCAAUGUAUCAUUUUCAGGCAAAAUAACCAUUAAGUAAGUUGUUCAUUUUUUGUGUCAGGUGAAAAAAAGCAAUUCAUUUAACAGAAAAUGACUCAGAAGUCACAACAAAAUAGAUCACAAACAUUUAGUGAGUCAGUUUAUUUUCCCCCUCUUUAGGCAAGUGGAGUUUCUCAUAUCUAAACUAAGAAACACCUAUUUAAUGGCUGUUUUGACUGGAAAUGAAAUAAAGGGUGGUUUCUGAUUUUGCACAGUA
This is a messenger RNA of Pygocentrus nattereri (red-bellied piranha), 2386 nucleotides long. RefSeq names its product cytosolic iron-sulfur assembly component 1 (gene ciao1). Bases 99 to 1100 code for a protein of 333 amino acids. The record is from RefSeq and is a predicted model, not a curated record. NCBI's taxonomy places the organism in Eukaryota, Metazoa, Chordata, Actinopteri, Characiformes, Serrasalmidae. The transcript has 7 exons. Gene Ontology annotation, cellular component: cytosolic [4Fe-4S] assembly targeting complex. Gene Ontology annotation, biological process: iron-sulfur cluster assembly. Gene Ontology annotation, molecular function: protein binding.